UGUCUAACCUGUGUGUGUCUCCAGAACCCAGUAACAGGCCUGUUGCCCUGCAGUGUCCAGCUGCCAGAUGCCUGGGUGCGUGACAAUGUCUACAGCAUCCUGGCGGUGUGGGGUCUGGGGAUGGCCUACAGGAAGAACGCUGACCGGGAUGAGGACAAGGCCAAGGCCUACGAACUGGAGCAGAGUGUUGUCAAGCUGAUGCAAGGGCUGCUCCAGUGUAUGAUGCGACAGGUGGCCAAGGUGGAGAAGUUUAAACACACCCAGAGCCCCAAGGACUGUCUGCACGCCAAGUACCACACCCCUACCUGUGCUACCGUGGUGGGCGACGAUCAGUGGGGACACCUGCAGGUUGAUGCCACCUCUCUGUACCUGCUGGUUUUGGCUCAGAUGACUGCCUCAGGUCUUCGUAUCAUAUCAACCCUGCAUGAAGUGGCUUUUAUCCAGAACCUGGUCUUCUACAUUGAGGCUGCUUAUAAAGUCGCGGAUUAUGGGAUGUGGGAGCGAGGGGACAAGACCACAGGGAUCCCAGAACUGAACGCCAGCUCUGUGGGGAUGGCCAAGGCUGCAUUGGAGGCCAUUGAUGAGCUGGACCUCUUUGGGGCCCAUGGAGGACCCAAAUCUGUCAUUCACGUUUUGCCGGACGAGGUGGAGCACUGCCAGGCUAUCCUGUGCUCCAUGCUGCCACGAGCCUCCACCUCUAAAGAGAUCGACGCUGGUCUCCUGUCAAUCAUCUCCUUCCCUGCCUUCGCCGUGGAGGAUGCAGACCUGGUCACCAUCACUAAGACUGAGAUCAUAUCCAGGCUACAGGGACGCUAUGGCUGCUGCCGUUUCAUCAGAGAUGGAUACAGAUGCCCAAGAGAGGACUCGUCGCGUCUCCACUACGACCCGGCUGAGCUCAAACUGUUUGAGAAUAUAGAAUGUGAAUGGCCAGUGUUCUGGACCUACCUCAUUCUGGACGGAAUCUUCAGCGGAGACCUAGUACAGGUGCAGGAGUACAGAGAUGCCCUGGAAGAAGUCCUGAUCAGAGGGAAGCCUGGGAUCCGCCUGAUGCCUGAGCUCUACGCUGUCCCACCUGAAAAGAUGGAGGAAGAGUACGGGAACCCUCACUCCGUGGACAGAGUGGCUAUGGGUCAGUUACCUCACAUGUGGGGACAGUCCCUCUACAUCGUUAGUUCUCUGCUGGCUGAGGGAUUCCUCGCCCCUGGAGAGAUUGACCCUCUCAACAGGCGAUUCUCCACCAAUUUCAAGCCGGACGUAGUCGUACAAGUGUGUGUGUUAGCGGAGUCGAAGGAGAUCCAGGAGCUGCUGAAGAACGAUGAAAUAGAGGUCCAGACCAUCGCUGAGGUCCAGCCCAUCAGGGUCAUGCCUGCUCGCAUCCUCAGCCACGUCUACGUCAAACUGGGAAACUGCAAGAAGUUGAAUCUGAGCGGGAGGCCAUACAGGCACAUUGGAGUUCUGGGAACCUCGAAAUUCUACGAGAUCCGGAACCGUACCUACACAUUCACCCCUCAGUUCCUGGACCAGCAUCACUUCUACCUGGCUCUGGACAACCAGAUGAUAGUGGAGAUGCUAAGGACGGAGCUGUCCUAUCUCUCCUCCUCCUGGAGGAUGACCGGACGCCCUACCCUGACCUUCCCCAUCACACACAGCAUGCUGGUGGAUGAUGGUGAGAGCAUCGACCCGUGUAUUCUGUCCACUCUGAGGAAGCUGCACGAUGGAUACUUUGGAGGGGCAAGGGUUCAGAUGGCAAACAUCUCCAGCUUCCAGACUACCUCAUUCCACACAGAGCUCAGCUUCCUCGACGGAGACACCGAUGACGACCUGCUGGAGAAUGAAGAAGAUGAGGAAGACGAAGAAGAAAGUUUUGUCCCCUCAGGCAGCUCCAAGGACAUGUUUGACCACUACCUCAGCCAGCUGAUGCAGAGCACAGCCACCAAGUGUCAUCUCCCUCCCAUCCAGAGGGGGCAGCACCACGUGUUUAGUGCUGAACACACCACCAGAGACAUCCUCUCCUUCAUGGCCCAGGUCCAAGGCCUCAACAUGCCCAAGGCCUCCAUGUAUCUUCCCAUGACUCCCAUCAUGAACAAGCACCGUAAAUCCCUCAACCUACUGCACGUGUCCCAGCUCACACCGCUCCAUCCACACCACCACACACCACAUCAACAACAGCCCAAGGCCCCCAGUAUUGCAGACCUCCACCUGCCGCGAGACUCCCAGGGUAACACAGACUUUGGGUCUCUGGUGAGACAGUUGAAGGAGUGUCCCACACUGCAGGACCAGGCAGACAUACUAUAUAUCCUCUGUGUGAUGAAAGGUGCCGAUUGGCUGGUGGACGUGGGGGGUCAGGGCGGGGUCAGUGUGAGGUGUCUCCUGGAGGAGCUGUAUGCCCAGGCCGGGGCCAACAAGGAGUGGGGUCUGAUCAGAUACAUCUCUGGUAUCCUGAGGAAGAGAGUGGAGGUGCUGGCUGAGGCCUGCACUGAUCUCAUCUCCCACCACAAGCAGCUGACAGUGGGGUUACCACCGGAGCCCAGGGAGAAAGUCAUCUCAGCGCCUCUUCCUCCAGAAGAACUCAACUCUCUGAUCUAUGAGGCCAGUGGGCAGGACAUCAGCAUCGCUGUGCUCACUCAGGAGAUCAUGGUGUACCUGGCCAUGUACGUCCGCUCCCAGCCGGCUCUGUUUGGGGACAUGCUGCGUCUCCGAAUCGGACUCAUCAUGCAGGUGAUGGCUACAGAGCUGGCCCGCAGUCUACACUGCUCAGGGGAGGAGGCCUCUGAGAGCCUGAUGAACUUGAGUCCAUCAGACAUGAAGAACCUGCUACACCACAUCCUCAGUGGGAAGGAGUUUGGGGUGGAGAAGAGCAUGCGUCCUAUGCAGUCCUCAGCCACCAGCCCGGCUGUCUCCAUCCAUGAGCUGGGUCACACUGGGGCCACUAAGACGGAGCGCACCGGCAUCCGCAAGCUGAAGCGUGAGAUCAAACAGUUGGAUGACUGGUCUCGUCCGAUCAGCAUGAGUAACAGUGGCUAUUCCAUCAGCAGCAACGUGACCUCUCCCCGUUCCACGCGGUGCAGCAGCCCCUCCACCCCCAGUGGUAUCCUGUCCCCUGUGGGCCCCGGGGGGUCAGACAGCCACCUGCAGUGGGAGGAGCGGCAGGGACAGUGGCUGAGGAGGAGGCGGCUGGAUGGGGCCAUCAACAGGGUCCCAAUGGGCUUCUACCAGAAGGUGUGGAAGAUCCUGCAGAAGUGCCACGGCCUGUCAAUAGAUGGAUACGUGCUGCCUGCCUCCACUACCAGAGAGAUGACAGAAGGCGAGAUCAAGUUUGCGGUGCACGUGGAGUCUGUUCUGAACCACGUCCCCCAGCCAGAGUACCGACAGCUGCUGGUGGAGGCUGUGAUGGUGCUGACGCUGGUGGCUGACGUGGAUGUGGACAACAUCGGAGGGAUCAUCCUCAUCGACCGCAUCGUACACAUGGCCAAUGACCUCUUCUUACAGGACCAGAGGACCCAUGGAGCCAACGAGUACUUCCUGGAGAAGGAUCCAGCCACGGGGAUAUGUCACUUCUUCUAUGACAGCGCCCCUAGUGGCAGCUACGGUACCAUGACCUACCUCUCCAAGGCUGUGGUCACAUACCUACAAGACUUCCUGCCGCAGUCUACCUGUCUCAUGCAAUGAGGUAUCAGACUGGGGUUGAUGUAGAGCGCUCUCCCGGGCCUCGCAGGCAGCUAUCAAGAGAGUCUAGUCAAGUAAUAUAUUAUAGUGUGGAACGAAAUACUACUGCCUAGUUCCAAUUCUCCCCAAGUGUACACUCGUACACUCGUUCACUCCCGUUCAAGGAUGAUUUAAAAUCAUUGGAUUGAAUUCUUGAAGUGAAUGAGUGCACACUUCAGAGAGAAGGGGAGAACUAGACUUUGGUAGGAAGUUGUGGAUGGGGUUUGACCUAUGACUAAGAUAUUCACAACACACACUCUACUUUUAUUGCAGCUAAUUGAUUGAUUAUAAUCAAUAAUAUAGCAGGUUUAAAAUUAAAUAUAUAAUUAAUUAUAAUUAAAUAUGUUUGUUUUUUAUUUUGAGUGUUGGACGACACGCGGUACUAAAAUUAUUUAUAAUUUUAACAUUUAAUAUAUAUGUGUAAAUCAGAUGGAGUUGUUUAAAACAAUCUAAUGUGAUAUAAUGACUGUAUUUUGCCUAGCCCUCCUCUAUUGUAUCAGUCUCACCCUGUGUUGUGGGGAUAUAAACAUAUCUAAUCUAAUAUGAUAUUAUGACUGUAUUUUGCCUAGCCCUCCUCUAUUGUAGCAGUCUCACCCUGUGUUGUGGGGUUAUAAACCUAUCCAAUCUAAUAUGAUAUUAUGACUGUAUUUUGCCUAGCCCUCCUCUAUUGUAUCAGUCUCACCCUGUGUUGUGGGGUUAUAAACCUAUCCAGAAGUUA
Oncorhynchus masou masou (cherry salmon) is the source of this 4423-nucleotide messenger RNA. Its product is annotated as phosphorylase b kinase regulatory subunit alpha, liver isoform-like. Gene Ontology annotation, molecular function: calmodulin binding. Gene Ontology annotation, biological process: glycogen metabolic process. The record is from RefSeq and is a predicted model, not a curated record. Lineage: Eukaryota; Metazoa; Chordata; Actinopteri; Salmoniformes; Salmonidae. Gene Ontology annotation, cellular component: phosphorylase kinase complex.